AUGAUUAAGCUAGUACCUAAGAUGAAGACUAACAGACUUCUACUUUUUGCCUUUGUAGUAGUCUGGUUCAUUGCCUUCAACUUUUAUUUAUACAGUUAUCAUUCUGAAACCAUAUCUGAUGGUAUUUCAAGUAUAAUCGAUACCACUCAACAACAAUUUCAAUCAUUUAAAGGUUCAAAUUCAAAUUCAAAUUCAAAUUCAAAUUCAAAUUAUGAUUCAUUUGAUAAACAAGAUAAAGCCAAAGCAGGUUAUAAACCUUUAAAUACUUCCAUAUUAGAUACUAGUCCUUUAAAACUUUAUAUCGAACAAUAUUUAGAUGAUAAAAGAAAUAUCGAUCCUAUAUUUUCUACUAAUUAUGAAACUUUAUUCACCGCCAAUGAUGAUAAUUUAAAUACUAAUCCUGAUUUUUAUACGUUUUUAUCAAAAUUAGAUUUUAAUGAUCGUUGUCAAUUAUAUUUUGAAAAUUUAUUUGAAAAUAAUCAAAAUUGGUAUUUAAAUCCAAAUGAAAGAGCUCCUGCCUACAGAUUUAAUUUCGAUUAUGAAAAUUGGACUAAUGAUAAUAAAAAGGAAUUACAAGAACAUUUUAAUGAAGAUAAUGGUCAUAAUAAAAAUGAUCAAAUAAAAGAUCAAGAUGCAUUUAAGAAAUAUGUUGAUGAAAAAUAUCAUGAAUUUGCUGAUCCAAUUUAUGAACAUGAACAAAAAAUGGCUGAUGCUUUAAGUCAUUUAAGAAUCUUUAAUAAAUGUUAUUUAACUUCAAAUGAAGUUCAUCAACAAAAUACCCUUAAGAACUUUAUUACUGAACAAAAACAUUUUGCAAAAUCAAUGUUAACCUUAGAACAUCAAGACUUAAAACAUAAAGUAAGUUCAACCAAGAAUGAUAAAAGAUCCAUCAAACUUGAUCCAAAAACAGAUUGUUCUAAUUUAGAAGAACGUUUAUAUCCAUGGUUAUCGAAUCAUUAUCCCGUAUAUGAAAAAUGGACCAGUGAAAUCGUAUUACAUCCUCCAACUUUCCAAAAUUCAAAUGCUCGUAAAAAUAAUCCAUCUUCAGAAUCUCAAUAUGGGUCAUGUUUCUUAAAUAAAUUCAGAAAAUCCUUAAGUGGGAAAGGUAUUGUCUUAACUAUUGGUGAUCAACAUGUUGAAGAUACUCUUCAUUUAAUUGCGUUAUUAAGAGCUCAUCAUAAUACCUUACCUAUUCAAAUUGUUUAUUAUGAUAAUCUUUCCGGUCAUUCUAAAUCAAAAAUUGUUAGGGCAGCUAGAGAAAUCAUGAGAGAUUUACCCGAAUCAUUUGAAGCAGUUAGAGAUAAAUUCUCGAUAGAUUAUGAUGCUGGAUUACCUCAACAAGAAAUUUAUUUCGUUAAUACUUAUAGUGUGAUUCAUGAAAAUUACAAGCUGAAAUUCUCAGGAUAUGGUAAUAAAUUAUUAGCUACUCUUUUCAAUUCAUUUGAAGAAUUCUUAUUGAUCGAUGCUGAUACUGUAUUAUUAAAGAGUCCAGAUUGGUUCUUUGCUAAUAGUAAAUAUACUAAAUCAGGAGCUUUCUUCUAUAGGGAUAGAACAGCAGUUCCAAAGAGACCUGAAGCUGAUGCAAGAUUCAUUAAAAAAAUGUCUCCUUCAAAACUUGAUGCUAUUUUAUUUGAUUUCCCUUUACUUACUUCUCAUACUUAUGAAUUACAAGCUAUGAAUGGAUUAUUCCAUGAAAUGGAAUCAGGAGUGGUUGUCAUUGAUAAAACCAAACAUUUCAAUUCGAUCUUAUUAUUACCUCAAUUGAAUUUCAUGGAUGCAUUUAAAGAUAGAAGUCAUGGUGAAAAGGAAUUAUUUUGGUUUUCAUUUGUAAUUAAUGGAGAUGAAGGAUUUAUCUUUAAUAAAUAUCAUGCAGCUGCUGCUGGUAGAAUUGGAGAACCAAGAGUUGUCAAUGGUGGUUUAAUCCGUAAUGCUCAAGAAGUAUGUUCUGCUCAUCCUGCUCAUGUUGAUGAUGAAACCGAUGAAAUUGUAUGGAUUAAUUCAGGUUUCCAUUUCUGUGGUCAAUAUAGUGUAGUUGAUUAUCAACACGAUUUAGAUGCUCAAGAUGGAAGAUUAAAACCAGGUAUAACUACCGUUGAACAAAUCAAGGCUUAUUAUUAUAAUCCACUUCAAAUUGAAGCUAUGAUUAUUCCCCCAUUUACAGAACCAGGUAAUAUGAGACUUGAAAAUGGGGAAGGCGAACCUAUUGAAGGAUGGGAAAUGAUUCAUGAUUUAUGCCAUGAAUACAUUUGGUGUGCUUAUAGUACUAUUGGAGGUAAAGGUAAUCGUCAAACUGGUACCAUUAUAAAUGUUGAUGAAGAUACCCAAAAGUUAAUCCGAUAUUAUGGGGAUAUCUGGGUUGGAGCAGAAUAA
This is a messenger RNA of Scheffersomyces coipomensis, 2370 nucleotides long. RefSeq names its product alpha-mannosyltransferase. The record is from RefSeq and is a predicted model, not a curated record. Bases 1 to 2370 code for a protein of 789 amino acids. Gene Ontology annotation, molecular function: alpha-1,3-mannosyltransferase activity. Gene Ontology annotation, cellular component: Golgi apparatus. Gene Ontology annotation, biological process: protein O-linked glycosylation. The transcript has a single exon. NCBI's taxonomy places the organism in Eukaryota, Fungi, Ascomycota, Pichiomycetes, Serinales, Debaryomycetaceae.